AUGGCUCCCCCGGCCUUCGUCCCCGCCCUCGCCGUCCGCUCCUCGCACCCCCAUGUCUCCCUCCGCAACUCUUCUUCCCGCCCUGCCUCGCGCGCGCAUGCGGCGCGCACGGCGCGCACGGCCCCGCGCAUGGUCGUCUCCCCUCCCAAGCAAACCGUUCACCAGGACACGUCCCCCAUGACUCUGACGCGCUACAUGAUCCAGUCGGCAAUGGACAACACCGACCUGGAGCACAUGCAGGACAUGCAGUCGCUCAUGUCCUCCAUCCAGCUGGCGUGCAAGAAGAUCUCGUCGCUGGUGCAGCGCGCAGGCAUCUCCAACCUCACCGGCUUGGAGGACGGCGGCGGCUCGGUCAACGUCCAGGGAGAGGAGCAGAAGAAGCUGGACGUCCUCUCCAACGAGGUCCUCAAGAACGCCCUGCGCUACUCCGGCAAGAUGGGCAUCAUUGCUUCGGAAGAGGAGGACGAGCCUGUGGUUGUGGAUGAGGUGUACUCGGGCAACUAUGUCGCCGUAUUCGACCCGCUUGACGGCAGCUCCAACAUCGAUGCUGGAAUUGCCACCGGCACUAUCUUUGGUAUCUUUGUGCAGAACACCGGCUGCCUCGCGUCGGACUGGGAGUCCAAGAUUGACGAGUCCGAGCUCACUUGUUUGUACAACACCAUGCAGCCGGGCUCCAACUUGGUUGCUGCGGGUUAUUGCAUGUACUCCAGCUCGUGCAUGAUGGUGCUCACUACGGGCCACGGCGUCAACGGCUUCACGCUGGACCCGCAGAUUGGCGAGUUUGUGCUCACUCAUCCGGACAUGAAGAUUCCCGAGAGAGGCAACAUCUACUCGUUCAACGAGGCCAACGAGCCCGCGUGGGACCCCAUCCUGCAGAAAUAUGUCCAGAACCUCAAGACGGGGCAGGGGCAGACCAACCAGAGAUACUCGAGCCGCUACAUCGGCUCGCUGGUCGCGGAUGUCCACCGCACCAUUUUGUACGGUGGCGUGUUUGGAUACCCAGGGGAUGCUAAGAACCCGAACGGCAAGCUGAGAUUGCUGUACGAGUGCGCGCCCAUGAGCUUUAUUGUCGAGCAAGCUGGGGGGAUCGCGACCACAGGGAAGGACCGGAUCAUGGAUAUCAUCCCCAACGCCGUGCACCAGAGGAUGCCGUUGAUUAUUGGAAGCAAGGAUGACGUACAAGAGCUGGUGGACAUGUACGCGGCGGCCGAGGAAUAAGGCGAGGUUUCACCAGAGAAUUAAAAGUUUUUUUUGUGUGUUG
Chondrus crispus (carragheen) is the source of this 1261-nucleotide messenger RNA. Its product is annotated as fructose-1,6-bisphosphatase precursor. Gene Ontology annotation, molecular function: fructose 1,6-bisphosphate 1-phosphatase activity. The record is from RefSeq and is a predicted model, not a curated record. Gene Ontology annotation, cellular component: cytoplasm; cytosol. Gene Ontology annotation, biological process: fructose 1,6-bisphosphate metabolic process; gluconeogenesis; fructose metabolic process. Bases 1 to 1218 code for a protein of 405 amino acids. Lineage: Eukaryota; Rhodophyta; Florideophyceae; Gigartinales; Gigartinaceae. The transcript has 2 exons.